GUUUAUAUACAUGACAGGUGCGAGCGACCGGAUAUUGUUGAGCGACCUCAAUAUCCAUUAGUGGAUGGACGAAGAAGAGACUUUUUGACGAUUUAUACAAUGGAUAGACCAAUUAGAUAUCAAGUUUUGACGAGCGAGGAAGAUGAUGUACCUGCUCAACCUCUAGCUGUUGCUAUGGUGCUGCCCCCAGUGGAACAACCACCAGCGCCACCUAGUGAGGAACCUGAACACAUGUAUGGCACAAAGCUUCCGACUUAUGAUGAGGCCACAACUUUACCUACUUAUGAGGAGGCAGAGAGAUCAAAGGCUGCAGAGGCUGAGCGACAACAGGAUGUGGAGGGACAGAACCAGGAGGAUAUGGAACACAGCAGACAUAUGCUUAGAGUAACUUCCCUUGGAACAGAUGGCAUGUUUCUUUGCGCGUUUGUUGUUGCAUUCUUUUUUAAUUGGAUUGGAUUCCUAUUCUCCAUCUGUGUGUUCACCACCAUUGCUGGGCGAUGUGGUGCCCUCUCGGGACUUGGUCUGUCCAUCGUCAAGUGGGUGGCCAUUGUGAAGCAAAACGACUGGGCUUCUGGUUAUGCAGAGAGCGACUCCUGGAUAUGGUGGCUUCUUAUACUCUGUGGGUUCAUGAUCUUCCUGAGAGGUGCAAUACAUUACGCUAAGAUCAAGUACGAGUGGAAUCGUCUAGCUCACAACAUUCGCUCCCAGUAUUUCUUUACACUGUGAGUUGAUGCGUCUCGCUGGACGAAUCGAUCCUGGAUACUUUGAUCAGAGGUGGUGAAAGAUUAAUAUUGGAACUCUGGGUGAAUCCAUAUUACCUUGAUGCGAAUCCAUAUUACCUUUAUGGGAAUCAAUAUUAACCUUGAUGGUAUAAUUUAAUCGUGAAUUAAUUUUUUUUCAUCAUAUUCAUUGUAUAUGGAACCAGCAAGAAUGCCAUUAGUGAGGAAUUGAUUUAUUUUGAUGCUGACAACGGCAAGACGUCUGUUGCCAUAGUAAAUAUAUUGUAUCAGUUUUGCUGCAACUUCAGACGAAAUCUUUUCCCGGAUUCAAGUUUUCAGCUUUUUGAUAAGUAGCCAUGUGGAAAAAAUAUGUAGGGUGUGUGCCAAACAUGACCUGACUGCCAUGUGUAUCUGGUAACGAUGUAUUCAGUCUUGAAAAGUAAAUAAAUUUUAGUGAAUGUGAAAAAGUUUUGCACACACCAUAGUAAAAUUUUCUUCAAUAUUUUAUUUCCCAAUGAAUUGUUGAGUAAGGGUUCUACAACUCGUCGGAGUUAAAAAGAACAUGCGACUCUUCCAAGGUUGUAUUUGGUUUCUAUUAUUUAGUUUUUGUGAAUUUUUUACAUAAAACUUAAAGAAGAUAAUGGAAACAGUUCAUCUGUGGUAACUAUAUAUUCUGUAAAUCCAUAAAAAAAUGUCACAAUACAUAAAAACUUCAGGUGAUGAUGGAGUACCAUUAAUUAAGAAAUUUGCAAUGUAGACUAUUUUAUCUAGCUUUGAUGAAAUACAUGGUAGUGCAUGUUUAUACAAUGUAGUACAUGUCAGGUUUGGACAAAAUUGAAUGUUCUGGUGUUAUUAAUGAAUACUUUCAAUACACAGAUCUCAAAGUCGUCCCCACACAUGUAUUAUAUUGUAUGAAAUAAUGUAUAGACUGCAUUAUAUUUGAUGCACUCCUUUUUAUACAUAUUUAAAUGUUGUUGUGCUGCCCAAAGUCACUUGCAGAAUACAAAUCCUCUUUGUACCAUGUAAUUUAAUAUUAUUAUAUGAUCUUUUGACAUUUUGUAAUUCAUAAUUCAUUUCUUGGAUUGGUUCGAUGGUUCCUUAGCUUGCCAGCUUUUUUUUUUCGUUGGGAUGCAGGCAUGUUAGUUUCAUAAAUUCUCUAGUUGAACGUCUUGUAGAUUUUUGCAAAACCAAACGACACGCCCCUCCCAAGUCUUUGGAAAAAUAAUUAACAUUACUUCCAUCCACUCUAGACUUCAAUUAUCACAUUCAGUGGUUGCUGGUUAACUUUGAUUAAUAUUUUUAUGAUUUCUUUGCUGUUUCUGGCCUACUGUAAGAGUGUAAAGGUUGUAAUUAAAUUUAAAUACUGGUUAAUAAACAGUAAAGCUGUGAAUUAUGCUUGAGUAUAUCAAAUAUAUGCAUGGGUCAGACAAUCAAAGAUUUCCUAAAAUCAAAUUUUUUAACGUCAAGCAUCUUUAAUAAGUUCCUCAAGGCAACUCAUUGUGUAUAUAGGAAACUAAGCACUUUUGUCAGCGUCCGUUUUAAAAAUAUUGACCACAAAAUUCUUCUUCACUUUCUUUGUUCGUGUUAAUCAGUGAUGAAAUUUUGUUGUGCUUUGUGUCAUCCGAAUGUGACAUUUCAGCAUCUCUGGUGCUUUAUCUUGGACUGCUUUCUCAUAACCUGGUUGAAGCAAUGCAGAUGGCACAAUACUACUGCAGGAUAAUAUUUAUUUAACAUGUUUUUUUACAAACGUGCAUGUACCCAACUACAGUACCAUGAUGAAUAGAGCUCAAAUUGCACAGUUUUGAAGUUAUCCAUCAUUUAUAUGUUUAAUUAUAAAACAUAACAAACUGAGAAAGUUUAUUUUUUUCUUCUUCAAAAAUACUGAAUAUUUUACCAUUUGCUGGGAUAUUUGAAUUAACAGACCUUGUUUUACAUAUAAAUUUUGAAAACUAGUGACAUUUGGCCUUAUUGUUUCGCACAGGCAUAUCUGUACAGGUUUCCAGUGUUCGGAGGCUCAGUCCUGAACUGUACCUGUUGCUAUUAAUUCCGAUUCCAAUGUUUCGACCGCCUAUGUGAAAGCAGUCUCACAUACAAUAUUGUGCCUGUGUAUGAUUGGUUGUCUUCCAGCUGGGUCAGUCUGUACCUCGUUUGCUUACCAUUAUGGUAACCCAUAUUUCUCGACCUUCUGUAGCAAAAACAGUCUUCACUCUUUUACUAGACUCUCUUAAGUUGAUUAUAUGUUCAGAAUGGUACACCAAAAGUUUGAUAUUCUCAAUGAUAUAAGUACAGGGUUAUUUGUUAGUAUUCUUAAUUUUGGUCAUUUUUUGGCAUGGUUGGGUUUUUGAUUUAUGAAAUCUGACGGACCAAGUGAUUCUGUUUUAAUUUUCUGCAAACCUUGACAAAGACUUAACAAGUCCUGUAUUAACAUAGGCAAGUCGAAUAAGAUUGCAGUUAUCGCUUAAUGUGUUAAAUUUAGAGAUAAAAUGGUUUGUCCAAGUAAAGAGAGCUGAAGUGAUAGCAAGUCUCAACAUCGUAGCUCAUUUACAUAUUAUAAAUGUAUAUUUAUAUUUAACAAGUUACUUGGCAAGUCUUGGGAAAUUUUUAUUUACUGCAAAAUCAUAAUGCUCAAUUAUACAAAGUCAUUAAUUAUACAGGACAGUUUUGGUACCAAUUUUUUGGGGGGUAAAUGUAUAAUUUUGUAUAUUUUUUUUUUAGAAGAUUAAUAGAUGUAUCUUUCAUGCACACAAAAUCUUUGACUUAUAAAUUAAUUAAGAUUUAGAAUGAUAACAUGAACUAAAUUAAGAUUCGGAAUAAUGAAAUAAAGGUUUAGAAUGAAUAAGCUGGAAGUUUUUAAAUUCAAUUUUAUGAAUUAAUGAUUUUAGUCCUAGGUAUAUCUACAGAGUUAUAAUGGUCCUUUAUAGAUUUGUCUUUCAUUAUGUGAUGUAUUGUCAGAAAUGUGUAACUAUAUUUAUCUAGUGAUACAGAUACUUACUGUGAGUUUAUAUAGAAGUUUCCAUCUUAUUUCUAUGUUGAUAUACUCCCAGUAGUCUGUAGCGACAAGAUCUUCCAGAGUAUGGAAAUUAAAAAUAAAUUGAUUUUAUCAUCACA
Molecule: messenger RNA, 3827 nt
Organism: Pecten maximus
Lineage: Eukaryota; Metazoa; Mollusca; Bivalvia; Pectinida; Pectinidae
Product: NEDD4 family-interacting protein 2-like
Exons: 7
Coding region: 100-726 (208 amino acids)
Biological process (GO): ubiquitin-dependent protein catabolic process; metal ion transport; positive regulation of protein ubiquitination
Cellular component (GO): perinuclear region of cytoplasm; endoplasmic reticulum; Golgi apparatus
Molecular function (GO): WW domain binding
Source: RefSeq, a predicted model, not a curated record